Messenger RNA from Neopelma chrysocephalum (saffron-crested tyrant-manakin), 7101 nucleotides. It is a transcript of the gene DOCK9, whose product is annotated as dedicator of cytokinesis 9. The coding region runs from base 32 to 5995 and encodes 1987 amino acids. The transcript is spliced from 51 exons. Gene Ontology annotation, molecular function: guanyl-nucleotide exchange factor activity. The record is from RefSeq and is a predicted model, not a curated record. NCBI's taxonomy places the organism in Eukaryota, Metazoa, Chordata, Aves, Passeriformes, Pipridae. Gene Ontology annotation, biological process: positive regulation of GTPase activity; small GTPase-mediated signal transduction.
GGAGCGGGCGGGCGCGGAGGCAGGAGCAGCCAUGGCACUCGUGGCCCCGGAGACUCGGAAGUUCACGCGGGCGCUGAGCAAGCCCGGCACGGCGGCCGAGCUGCGGCAGAGCGUCUCAGAGGUGGUGCGCGGCUCCGUCCUACUGGCAAAACCAAAGCUCAUAGAACCGAUAGACUAUGAAAAUGUCAUUGUUCAGAGGAAAACACAGAUUUUGAAUGAUCCUUUACGUGAGAUGCUACUGUUCCCUUAUGAUGACUUUCAGACAGCAUUAUUGCAGCGGCAGAGUCGAUACGUUCAUUCAACAGUUCCUGAAAAUGCAGAGAAGGAAGCUCAAAGCUUGUUUGUAACUGAGUGCAUCAAAACCUACAAUUCAGACUGGCACGUUGUUAACUAUAGAUAUGAAGAUUACUCAGGAGAGUUUCGACAGCUUCCAAAUAAAGGGACAAAAUCAGAGAAGCUUCCUGUUCAUUUAUAUGAAGUGGAUGAAGAAGCAGAUAAAGAUGAGGAUGCAGCAUCUCUUGGGUCUCAAAAGGGUGGAAUAACAAAACAAGGAUGGCUGCACAAAGGCAAUAUGAAUAGUGCAAUCAGUGUGACAAUGAGAUCAUUUAAAAGAAGAUUUUUCCACUUAAUCCAACUUGGUGAUGGAUCCUAUAAUCUCAAUUUCUACAAAGAUGAAAAAAUAUCAAAAGAACCAAAAGGAUCAAUAUUUCUAGAUUCAUGCAUGGGAGUAGUUCAGAAUAAUAAAGUCAGACGUUUUGCAUUUGAGCUCAAGAUGCAAGACAAGAGUAGUUAUCUUCUAGCUGCUGACAGUGAACUUGAAAUGGAAGAGUGGAUAAGCACUCUGAACAAAAUCCUUCAGCUCAACUUCGAGGCUGCAAUGCAAGAAAAAAGAAAUGGAGAGUCUCAUGAAGAUGAUGAACAAAGCAAACUGGAAAGCUCAUCAAGUAGUUUUGAUAACUACUAUCCUGAAAUUGCCAAGAGUACCAGAGAAGCAGAAAUCAAGCUGAAAAGUGAAAGCAGAGUUAAACUUUUUGCCUUGGAUCCAGAUGCACAGAAACUAGACUUUUCUAGUAUUGAACCAGAAGUGAAGCCAUUUGAAGAGAAAUUUGGAAAAAAAAUUCUUGUGAGGUGUAACGAUUUAUCUUUUAAUUUGCAAAGCUGCGUUGCAGAAAAUGAAGAGGGACCAACAACAAAUGUAGAACCUUUCUUUGUCACAUUGUCACUAUUUGAUAUUAAAAACAACAGGAAGAUUUCAGCAGAUUUCCAUGUUGAUUUGAACCACCCCUCAGUAAGGCACAUGAUAUCCAGUGUAUCUCAACAAAUGAUGAAUGGCAGUGGUGAUAGCUUACACAGAAUUCAAGACAUUCAUGAAACUGUGUUACAAUAUCCAAAGCAGGGAAUAUUCUCAGUCACAUGUCCUCAUACUGACAUUUUCCUUGUGGCUAGAAUAGAAAAGGUAUUACAAGGAAGUAUUACACAUUGUGCUGAACCAUAUAUGAAAAGUUCAGAUUCUUCAAAGGUUGCACAAAAAGUUUUGAAGAAUGCUAAGCAGGCAUGCCAGAGAUUAGGUCAAUAUAGAAUGCCUUUUGCCUGGGCAGCUAGGACGCUGUUUAAAGAUGCCUCAGGAACUCUGGACAAAAAUGCAAGAUUUUCUCCUCUCUUCAGACAAGACAGUAAUAAACUCUCAAAUGAAGACAUGCUGAAAUCGUUAGCAGAUUUCAGAAAACCUGAAAAGAUGGCCAAACUUCCUGUUAUUUUAGGAAAUCUGGAUGUUACAAUUGAUAAUGUGUCACCAGAUUUUCCAAAUUAUGUUAACUCAUCAUACAUUCCCAUGAAGCAGUUUGAAAACAGUACCAAGACACUAACAACAUUUGAAAUAGAGGAGUUUGUUCCCUGUAUACCAAAAUACACUCAACCUUUCACCAUCUACAACAAUCAUCUUUAUGUUUAUCCAAAGCACUUGAAAUAUGACAGUCAAAAGUCUUUUGCAAAGGCUAGAAAUAUUGCGGUGUGCAUUGAGUUCAAGGAUUCUGAUGAAGAGGAUUCUUUGCCUUUAAAGUGUAUCUAUGGUAGGCCUGGUGGACCAGUAUUUACUAGAAGUGCAUUUGCUGCUGUUCUGCAUCACCAUCAAAAUCCAGAGUUUUAUGAUGAGAUUAAAAUAGAAUUGCCCACUCAGUUACAUGAAAAGCACCACUUGUUGUUCACCUUCUACCAUGUCAGCUGUGAUAAUUCAAGCAAAGGGAGUACAAAGAAGAAAGAUGUUGUUGAAACACAAGUUGGGUAUUCUUGGCUUCCUCUGAUAAAAGAUGGAAGGGUGGUCACCAACGAGCAACACAUCCCAGUGUCAGCAAAUCUUCCAUCAGGCUAUCUUAGUUAUCAAGAAGUGGGUGUUGGAAAGCAUUCUGGUCCUGAAAUUAAAUGGGUAGAUGGAGGCAAACAACUGUUAAAAAUAUCCACUCAUCUGGUAUCAACUGUGUAUACACAGGACCAGCACUUGCAUAACUUUUUUCAGUACUGUCAGAAAACAGAAUCUGGAGCUCGUGCACUAGGAACUGAUCUUGUAAAGUAUCUUAAGAGCCUUCAUGCUAUGGAAGGCCAUGUGAUGAUAGCUUUCCUGCCAACUGUUCUCAACCAGUUGUUUAGAGUUCUCACUAGAGCAACUCAAGAGGAAGUGGCAGUCAAUGUGACAAGGGUUAUUAUCCAUAUUGUUGCUCAGUGUCAUGAAGAAGGCUUAGAUAGCUACCUGAGAUCUUAUGUCAAGUAUGCUUAUAAAGCUGAACCCUAUGUUGCUUCUGAAUAUAAGACAGUACAUGAAGAAUUGACAAAGUCCAUGACAACAAUUUUAAAGCCAUCUGCUGACUUUCUUACGAGCAACAAGCUACUUAAGUAUUCAUGGUUUUUCUUUGAAGUUCUGAUAAAAUCAAUGGCUCAGCAUUUGAUAGAAAACUCUAAAGUGAAGCUGUUGCGAAACCAGAGAUUUUCUGCUUCCUUUCAUCAUGCAGUUGAAACAGUUGUUAAUAUGUUAAUGCCACACAUCACUCAGAAGUACAGAGACAAUCCAGAGGCUUCAAAAAAUGCAAACCAUAGCCUUGCUGCCUUUAUAAAAAGGUGUUUCACUUUUAUGGAUAGAGGCUUUGUUUUCAAGCAAAUCAAUAACUACAUCAGCUGCUUUGCCCCAGGAGAUCCGAAGACUCUUUUUGAAUUCAAAUUUGAAUUUCUUCGUGUAGUCUGUAAUCACGAGCACUACAUACCUUUGAAUCUACCAAUGCCAUUUGGAAAAGGCAGAGUUCAAAGAUACCAAGACCUUCACCUGGAUUAUUCAUUAACUGAUGAAUUCUGUAAAAAUCACUUCUUAGUUGGACUGCUUCUAAGGGAAGUGGGCAAUGCCUUACAGGAGUUCAGAGAUGUUCGGCAGAUUGCUCUCAGUGUGCUCAAGAAUUUGAUGAUAAAACAUUCUUUUGAUGAGAGAUAUGCUUCCAGGGGUCAUCAAGCAAGAAUAGCCACUAUGUAUUUACCGCUCUUUGGACUGCUUAUAGAAAAUGUUCAGCGAAUCAAUGUUAAAGAUGUGUCUCCAUUUCCUGUUAACCCUUCCAGCAAUAGUGCCAAGGAUGAUGCACAAAUUUUGCCAACUGCAAGUCAGUUAGUAACACCACAAAAAUCAGGAAACACGUUGGAUAACAAUCUUCCUAAAGAUCUCUUUGGUGUUAUUUCUGGCAUCGCUUCCCCAUACACCACAUCUACUCCAAAUAUUAACAGUGUGAGGAACGCUGACUCAAGAGGAUCUCUUAUAAGUACAGACUCAGGAAACAGUCUCCCAGAAAGACAAAGUGACAAGAGCAAUUCUCUUGACAAGAACCAACAGAGCAGCACUUUAGGAAGUUCUGUUGUUCGAUACGACAAACUUGAUCAAGCAGAGAUCAAAAGUCUGCUCAUGUGUUUCCUUCACAUUUUGAGAAGCAUGUCAGAUGUUCUCUCUAUCAUUUUAAAGAAUCAGCUACUGACUGAUCAUGGGCAUAAUCCACUGAUGAAGAAAGUGUUCGAUGUAUACCUCUGCUUCCUUCAAAAGAAUCAGUCUGAAACAGCAUUGAAAAAUGUCUUCAUUGCUUUAAGGGCACUUAUUUAUAAGUUUCCUUCUACAUUUUAUGAAGGUAGAGCUGAUAUGUGUUCUGCACUGUGCUAUGAAAUUCUGAAGUAUUGUAAUUCCAAACUGAGUUCAAUUCGUACUGAAGCUUCACAGUUACUGUACUUUUUAAUGAGGAAUAAUUUUGACUACACAGGGAAGAAGUCUUUUGUUAGAACACAUCUGCAAGUUAUUAUUUCAGUAAGCCAGCUAAUUGCUGAUGUUGUUGGAAUUGGAGGAACUAGAUUCCAGCAGUCUCUUUCCAUCAUCAAUAAUUGUGCCAAUAACGACAGAAUUAUAAAGCACACUACAUUCCCUUCUGACGUUAAGGAUUUAACAAAACGGAUUCGUACAGUACUGAUGGCUACAGCUCAGAUGAAGGAGCAUGAGAAUGAUCCGGAAAUGCUUGUAGACCUCCAGUACAGCUUGGCAAAAUCUUAUGCUAGUACACCUGAACUAAGGAAGACGUGGUUAGACAGCAUGGCAAGGAUCCACGUUAAAAAUGGAGAUCUUUCAGAGGCAGCAAUGUGCUAUGUCCAUGUAGCAGCACUGGUUGCAGAAUAUCUCACAAGAAAAGGGAUGUUUAGGCAAGGUUGUACUGCUUUCAGAGUAAUCACACCAAAUAUAGAUGAAGAGGCUUCAAUGAUGGAGGAUGUUGGAAUGCAAGAUGUUCACUUCAAUGAAGAUGUGCUGAUGGAAUUGUUGGAGCAGUGUGCUGAUGGACUCUGGAAGGCAGAACGCUAUGAACUCAUUGCUGAUAUAUAUAAACUUAUAAUUCCCAUUUAUGAAAAACGGAGAGAUUUUGAGAGACUUGCUCAUUUAUAUGACACUCUUCAUCGAGCAUACAGUAAAGUUACAGAAGUUAUGCAUACAGGCAAGAGACUGCUGGGAACUUAUUUCAGGGUAGCAUUCUUUGGACAAGCAGCGCAAUACCAGUUUACAGACAGUGAAACAGAUGUUGAGGGUUUCUUUGAGGAUGAAGAUGGAAAGGAAUAUAUCUAUAAAGAGCCUAAACUCACACCUCUUUCAGAAAUUUCCCAAAGACUCCAAAAACUCUACUCCGACAAAUUUGGAUCUGAAAAUGUCAAAAUGAUUCAGGAUUCUGGCAAAGUAAAUCCUAAAGAUUUAGAUUCAAAAUACGCAUAUAUUCAAGUUACGCAUGUAAUUCCAUACUUUGAAGAAAAAGAGUUGCAAGAAAGAAAAACAGAUUUUGAAAGGACUCAUAACAUUCGUCGCUUUAUGUUUGAGAUGCCUUUUACUCAAGCUGGUAAAAGACAAGGAGGAGUAGAAGAACAGUGUAAGCGACGGACUAUUUUGACAGCUAUACAUUGUUUCCCAUAUGUGAAAAAGCGCAUUCCAGUAAUGUACCAGCACCAUACUGAUCUAAACCCAAUUGAAGUAGCCAUUGAUGAAAUGAGUAAAAAAGUUGUAGAACUCAGACAGCUUUGCUCUUCAGCUGAAGUAGAUAUGAUCAAAUUGCAGCUGAAGCUACAGGGAAGUGUCAGUGUUCAGGUUAAUGCUGGUCCAUUAGCAUAUGCAAGAGCUUUCUUAGAUGACACAAACACCAAAAGAUAUCCAGACAAUAAAGUAAAGCUACUAAAGGAAGUUUUUAGGCAAUUUGUUGAAGCCUGUGGCCAUGCUCUGGGUGUAAAUGAACGACUUAUAAAGGAAGACCAGUUGGAAUAUCAAGAAGAAAUGAAGGCCAACUACAGAGAAAUGGCAAAAGAGCUUUCUGAAAUAAUGCAUGAACAAAUUACUCCAGUUGAAGAAAAGGCCAGUGUCAUGCCUAACUCACUACACAUUUUCAACGCCAUAAGUGGAACUCCAACAAGCACAACAGUUCAUGGGAUGCCCAGUUCUUCUUCAGUUGCAUGAUUGUUUUGUAAAGGAAAGUAUGUUCGUUUCUUUCGAAAUUUGUGGAUUGGCUUCAUUGUGUGCAAACUCAGGAUGAUCUUGAAGCUAAAUGUUGGGCACGUGCAAGCUGCAUAAUUCAUACGAAUGUUUGAGCACACUUAGCAAAUAGCAGUUACUGGUAAUAGUCUUUUAGAAUAAGAGAGACGCACAUAUAUUUUUUAAUCUUGCUGGUAAAAUUUAAAAGUGUUCACAAUGUCAUUGCAGAAGUGCGUGUUGGAAAAUUAUAAAGUUGAAGCUAGCUUCUGUUGUUCAUUAGAAAGUAUUAUUAAAAUGAAAUGCACAUUACAAAAAAGUGUUGUGGGAUGUAAUUUUGCAGAUAUGUAACAUUCAGGUGUUCUUUUUGUGUAUGGCACGUAGAGAUUCCUAGUACAAGAACUAUUUUGGGGCUUGACAGAGACACUAGUUUUUGGGGUUUAAUGGAACUGACAAUAGUAGUUUUGUACCAUUUGGCAAAUUGUUGUGCUUUAUUUUAUACCUUGUUGCAUUUUGGAGGUAUGUGAGCUUAAACCUUACUAAACAACUAAAUACAACCAAAGGUCUGUAUUAAUGAACACUGAAUUAUACUACAGUAUCAAUAGUAGUAAAUUGUUAUGUACAUAUUGUUUGUUAAUACAGUCCAUACAGUCUGUACAUAAAUGUAUUACAUUUCUAAUCAUUUUUUUAAUAUUCAUACCAGCUCUUACCAUUCUGCUUUCAGUUUAUUUUGAAAAUAUGCUCAUUCCAAGUAUAUGCAGACUUUACAGUUCAUUUAUUCCUGUAUAUAAAUAAGUGCAAUAUAAAGAUGUAUACAGUCUUUGCUAUGUUAGGUUUAUAUGCAGUUAUUAAAAGAAAAAAAACCUUUUUGCCAAAGCAAUGGAGUAUGUAAUUGGUAAUCAUGGUUACUGUGGUAAAUGGUGGUAUUAUUUAAAGCUUUUUCCAUAUUCUUAUUCUUUUAAGACAUUAAUUUAGUAAUUUUAUAUUUGGGGGAAAUAAAGGUUUUUAAUUUUAUUUAACUGGAAGCACUGUUCUGCUGUAAUUAAACAUUCUGUAUUACAUCUAUAUUAAAAGGAAAAAGGUAGUUACUUUUC